AUGGCUGCCGGGGCACACAUGGUGACCUCAGUGCACGGCAAUCUUACCCCCUGUGGCACUCCAGCCGUCACCGGAGGACCUGAGCGCAUGGCACGUCUCCAGCUCCAUCACCUCCUGCUCGCAUCUGGUGACUAUGGUCAACCAGGCCUGGCCUCCGCCAAAACAAGAGCUGAGUGUCUGGAAACAAGUUCUGCCCUGAUCUUUGUGAACAAAACGAUGUGGAUUUUGAUUCUCCUCAUUUGUUCUUUGCCCGUUUCAGGUGCAUUGUGGGCAAAAGAGAGGGUAACAGGAGUUGUGGGAAGAGCGAUCACAAUAGAAUGUCACUAUGAUGCACGGAGCUACAAGUCACAUAUAAAAUAUUGGUGUCAGGGCUGGACUCGCGAGUGUAAUGUUGUAGCAUCGACAAAUCAGCGAAAUGGAGGAAUAUCGGUCACAGAUAACAAGGCAACAGGAAUAUUUAUUGUUACUAUGGAGGAUCUUCACUCAGGAGAUACAGGAUGGUACAGCUGUGGUAUUGAUAAACCUGGCCUCGAUUCAAUGUUUGCUGUGUGGAUACAAAUAUCUAACGAACCAGUGUCUGUUCCUGUGUUUAGAUUUUCAUCACCACCAAAUGUCUCAUGUUCUGGGGGCUCAGUGUCUGUCUCCUGUGAGUCUGUCCAAGGAUCGCUUUCCAUUCAAUACACAUGGUAUGAAAAGAUCCUGUCUGAAGAUUCAAAGAUCUCUGACACCAAUAAACUGGAUCUACAUUGUCAAUCCUUCAAACAGCAACAUCAUCAAUAUUACUGCACAGCCUCGAAUAAUCAGGGAGAAAAACCCAGUAAAAUGAUUAAUGUGUUGGUGUUCAAUGUAAAAGAAAGGACCUGCAGUUAUAUGAUCCAAAUCAGCAGCAUUGUUUCAGGUGCAUUGUGGGCAAAAGAGAGAGUAACAGGAGUUGUGGGAAGAGCGAUCACAAUAGAAUGUCACUAUGAUGCAACGGACCAGCCAAACAGGAAAUAUUGGUGUCACAACUGGAAUCGCCAGUGUUAUGUUUUUGUAAUGACAAGCUGGCAAAAUCCAAGAAUGUUGAUCACAGAUAACAAGUCACAAGGAAUAUUUGUUGUUACUAUGAAGGAACUUCACUCAGAAAAUGCCGGAUCGUACAGCUGCGGUAUUCAACAGCCUGGCAAUGAUCUCGUGUUUGCCGUAGAGCUACAAGUAUCUUAUGGUGCAUUUCUCAGCGAUUUUCUUUAUUAUUCUCAACUGAAAUGUCUGAUCAAUGUUUUAUCUGGGAGGAAACAUGACAGCUCCGAUAUCCCGAGGCUCCUCAGCAAUGCAGAGUCUUGCAGUUUUAUGGCAGAGUCAGCAACAGCCUCAGAGAAGGCAGCAACUGAGGAGGACACGGCAAUAGGUGAAGUGGUGGCACAGAAAUGGAGGUGGAGGCUGCAGGGCACUUCAGUGGAGUCCGACACCAGUCCAGUGCCACCCAGCUCUCAUUCCCGAGGACAGGUGUUGGAACCUGCCCAGUGCCAGGAUGAGCUGCUUGGUAAGAUCGGGAGGUGGGAAGUAGAGAAGGCAGCCGACCAGGAAAAGAAUGGAAGGCGCGUUCUAACCAAACCCAACAGGUUGAUUAUCAACAUGAACAUCUUCCAACAGACCUGCUCCUCAGUUUCAGGUGCAUUGUGGGCAAAAGAGAGAGUAACAGGAGUUGUAGGAAGAGCGAUCACAAUAGAAUGUCACUAUGAUGCACGGAGCUACAAGUCACAUAUAAAAUAUUGGUGUCAUGGCUGGACUCGCCAGUGUAAUGUUGUAGCAUCGACAAAUUGGCGAAAUGGAAGAAUAUCGGUCACAGAUAACAAGACACAAGGAAUAUUUAAUGUUACUAUGGAGGAUCUUCGCUCAGGAGAUACAGGAUGGUACAGCUGUGGUAUUGAAGUAACUGGCCACGAUCCAAUGUUUGUUGUGUGGCUACAAAUAUCUUACGAACCCGUGUCUGUUCCUGUGCUUAGAUUUUCAACACCAGCAAACGUCUCAUGUUCUGGGGGUUCAGUGUCCGUCUCCUGUGAGUCCGUCCAGGGAUCCCUUCCCAUUCAGUACACAUGGUAUGAAAAGACCCUGUCUGAAGAUUCAAAGAUCUCUGACACCAAUAAACUGGAUCUACAUUGUCAAUCCUUCAAACAGCAACAUCAUCAAUAUUACUGCACAGCCUCGAAUAAUCAGGGGGAAAAAUCCAGUGAAAUGGUUAACAUAUCAAAGAUCAAUGUAACAACGAAAAACUGCAGUUAUGUGAUACAAAUUGGAAAUGUUGGACCUGAGUAUUUUUGUGAAGAUUCGGCAACAGUAUCACCAACUACACAUUUGACAAGUACAGAUAUAAUUUCCACUACCAUUCGAUCCACACCUUCAGAUCCCGAAAAUCCUGAAAGUCUGAUUUACAUUGUGCUCGGAGUGCUGGGGGGCAUUCUUGUGGUGUUUGCUGUUUCUCUACUUCCGUACCUGAGGCAAAUCAACAAGGGUACAAACAGCAUUCUAAGUCAUCGGAGAGACAAGACUCUCCAUGAUAAUCAGGAAUUGGCAGCAGAGGAAGAGAGCACUGUGUAUGCAAAUGUAAACCACAAUCAAAGGAGCUCGGCAGGAACACACAGAGAGGGAACUGCCGAGUUGAAUAAUGAGGAAAUCACAUAUGCAGCAGUGCAGUUACAAAAGAAAUCGUCUACACAGAGAGGUGAAGGGACAAGUCACUCAGUUAACAACCCGGACAGUGUCAUCUACAGUGGAGUCAUGAUUCACAACCAGCCCACAAAGAAAAACCCUUAA
Carcharodon carcharias (great white shark) is the source of this 2793-nucleotide messenger RNA. RefSeq lists its product as uncharacterized. The record is from RefSeq and is a predicted model, not a curated record. The transcript is spliced from 14 exons. Lineage: Eukaryota; Metazoa; Chordata; Chondrichthyes; Lamniformes; Lamnidae. Bases 1 to 2793 code for a protein of 930 amino acids.